GGUAAGAGCGCAGAACACGAGCAAAACACCAUAAGUAUUAAUCGCUAAUGCGCACACAUAUAAAACUGCAUGCUUUCCAUAUAAAGUUGCCCGCUGUCCCGCUUUUGCAUACGUCAAGUGAGUUCGAUUUUGGUCAAGUGGACAUGAGGAAACUACAAGUGAAUCACCUGGUGUAGGGACUGGAAGGGGCACGGACGCAUAAUGGCCGAAGCUGGCCAGCGCUUCCCUCAACGGCAGCCGCAACAACAGCCGCAUCUGUUUGAGGAGAGCAGCUAUAGGCGCCUGCGACAGGCCCUGCUGGAAAUAGGCGUGCACCCGGAGCUGGCUUCACAGUUCACGCAUGACGACCUGGGCCUGCUCCUGCGCCACGGCUUUAAGGAUGCUCGGGGCCUUCUGAUCGCCAAGGUUAACAUCCUGCUACAGGUUGGGCUACGGGCUUUCUGCGCGAGUUGUAUCGAGACGGCUCAACAGCACGCGGCGGCGGCGCAGCAGAACGGGGUGGUGAACCCAGGCUGCGGGGUGGCACACCAAGGUGAACUGCUGCCGCUUGCCCAGGACGUUAAUGGCCCUCACGAUCAGGAUCAAUUGACAUCGGGCGGCUUCCAAUCUGCCUCAACCACAAAAUGGUGGCACGACUGGCUGCCGUCCACCUCGCUGCGGGUCUCACAGUCGCAGUCGCAGCCUGUGUCUGGCAGCAUGCUAUCAUGUCAGGCGGUGGCGGCCUUGCCAUUGACAAGUGCGGUGCCUGAGGCGGACGCUGCGAUAUUGGACGUGCCUAGCAGUGGCUCGGCAGCAGCAGUCGCAGCAAGCCUCCAGCGUCCACAGCAGCAGUUGGGAACCUGCCGGCGCCGCCACGUGCACCGGCCCGCGCCUGGCCAGGAGCGUACUUGACAGCAUGCGACACGGAACAGCAGUGGCGAGGGCUAAGCGCGUGAGUCCUCGGUGUCUAAUCAUGAGACAUCGUCGCGGAGGAGGUGAACGCGGCGCAGUCAGUUGCAGCCGUGUCGAAUUUUAAUGGCAAUUCAAGCGAAGAUGCCUGCCAACUACAGCAGCGGCACCAGAAGUUGCACAACUCUUCCAGCAGGAGCAACGGCUGGACGUUAGAAAUGCCCAAGCCUGCGGCAGCAGCUGGCACAGCACGGCGUGCUUGGCAGGUGGGCGGGGUUGGAAGCUGGGGACGUGACGGGACCAAGAUUGCUGGCAGGAGGGUGUAUAGAAGUGUCAGUCUGUACACUAGCUGGGCGCUUCUACGCGAAACGCCAUUUGCGCAACACGAGCAGGUAUAGUUUUUGUGUUAGGAGAAAGGGCUAUCUCACCGAGCUCGGCACGUAUGCUUGAUUAACUGCAGUGCGUGCUUCGUUUGACUUGUCGAACGUAGCGGAUUUCACGAGUAUGCGACACGCGCUCUUGGAGAUCCUGCUGGGUAUUGCACGGCAUGCAGCAUUGCGAUGCACCUGCGGUGGCGGCGGCACUGGCCGGGCUACGGCUGCAGGGGCCCAGCGGCGGCAUCCACAUGCAAAGCGGAGGGAGCAGGCAACACCUCGUGGUGGAGGAUAGCGUGGCGCCGCUGGAAAGGCGGCGCUGGCGUGCAUGUCACGGCCGGUCGGCGUUUGGUUGUGGGUAGGGGCGAGCACAGCAUUUGUUGUACAAUAUCAGCAGCCUAAUGACGGCUGUGUGACGGCGGUUGGAAUGUAUGUGGAUGUGUAGCAGGAGUGCUUCUUGAAGCCCGCUUCUGGGCGCUCAUCUGCUGCGUGAAAGUACUUGUGGACGCCGGAGAAGAGGAUCUGCUGGGCCCAACGUAGGCAGACGGGCGGGAACAUAGAGCGCAAAACCUUUAGACCGCAGUUGUCGUGUACGGUAUGUUGAGUAAAAUCCAUUCGGGGACGCGGUGUGCCGGUUGCCGCGGCGGUGUUCCUGACACCGUGACUUGCAGAGGCGGUAUGGUAAAGACGGUAACGGCUCCGUGUGAGUUGGAGCCACAGUUACGUGUGUGCAGCGCGCCAAGCUCGGGUUUCGCAGUGGGGCUAUAGGGCCUUAGGUGCUGACGUUUUGUCAGGUUGGCGUUGAGUUCUGCUUCGGCCGCAAGUGUUGGGCAAAGGUUGGUCUUGGGGCUAUGCCUGCCUCGUCCGGCCGUACGUGGUCCGGGACGGAGGCAGUGCCAAGCAACCCGGUCUCACCCGGGGCGUGCCCAUACACGCGGCACCGUCCAAAGCCCAAACCAUCCAAGAUUCCUAUGCAUGGAAUAUGUAUGCUAUGAAUAAAAGCUGAAAUGGGGCCUGGGGUGACCUGUCCGCUCGCCGAGCUCGCGAAAUGCAGCGACAUGCCCCGACUAUGUGCACGAAGGAGUGUAUGUGGUGGCGCGGUCAUUGGCUCAUUGCAGGCGGCGCUGGCCGGGGGGCUGCUGGAGGCGCUGCUGGCAAAGGGCCUGGGGGUGGGGCACGCCGGCGUUAGGGUGCAUGGGAUGCUGCGCAGUAGCUUCGUCACGCUGGUGGCAGACGAAGGGCUGAGAGAGGGGUAUGCAAGGGGCACGUGCGAAAGGAAGCUUGGUCGCGGCACAUGCAAUGUGGCGUCAGGUUGACUUGGAAAGACUUCGGCUUCCCUAGAAUCCAAUUGUUCAUUGUGCGUCCAUUGUGUACUGUCUUUCGCCAUC
Messenger RNA from Chlamydomonas reinhardtii, 2650 nucleotides. RefSeq lists its product as uncharacterized. The coding region runs from base 202 to 891 and encodes 229 amino acids. Lineage: Eukaryota; Viridiplantae; Chlorophyta; Chlorophyceae; Chlamydomonadales; Chlamydomonadaceae. The record is from RefSeq and is a predicted model, not a curated record. The transcript has 4 exons.